Molecule: messenger RNA, 480 nt
Organism: Rhizophagus irregularis DAOM 181602=DAOM 197198
Lineage: Eukaryota; Fungi; Glomeromycota; Glomeromycetes; Glomerales; Glomeraceae
Source: RefSeq, a predicted model, not a curated record
AUGAGUGCAAUCGCCGGAAAUUCACCAACCAGUCAACGAAAACAAAGUAACGCUUCUGGUAGUGGAGAUUUAUCAGAACAAUCGACCCCUAGAGGAACUAAACGUGAAAAUGAAGACGAUGAUGAUGAUUCUGGGGAUGAAGAAGUUGGAAGCAAAAAUGAAAAACGUGCUGGUCGUCGUAAGAUAAAAAUCGAAUAUAUUGAUGAUAAAAGUAGGAGACACAUAACUUUCAGUAAGCGAAAGGCCGGUAUAAUGAAGAAGGCAUACGAACUUAGUACUCUUACGGGAACUCAGGUAUUGCUUCUUGUAGUAUCAGAAACUGGACUCGUAUAUACGUUUACCACACCGAAACUUCAACCCCUCGUAACAAAACCUGAAGGAAAAAAUUUGAUUCAAGCUUGUUUGAAUGCACCGGAUACUCCUUCAGCUCAAGAUACAACAUCCACGGUAAAUAUUAAAAUUUCACUUUUUUACGUAUAA